Messenger RNA from Oryzias latipes (Japanese medaka), 2733 nucleotides. RefSeq names its product receptor-associated protein of the synapse, 43kD (gene rapsn). Gene Ontology annotation, biological process: positive regulation of neuromuscular synaptic transmission; synaptic transmission, cholinergic. Gene Ontology annotation, cellular component: plasma membrane; neuromuscular junction. Lineage: Eukaryota; Metazoa; Chordata; Actinopteri; Beloniformes; Adrianichthyidae. The record is from RefSeq and is a predicted model, not a curated record. Gene Ontology annotation, molecular function: protein-membrane adaptor activity; acetylcholine receptor binding.
UGCUGAGAAUUCCUUUUGCUUGGGUGUGGAGGGAGGAGAUAUUCUGGGAUAUCACAGUUAGCACCCAGCCAGGAUACAAGAUUUUUCACAUGGAAAUCUGAAGGGGGGGGGGAUUUGUAUCAUUCUUUUGGGACAUUUGUUGUACAGUCGGAAGGACAUGACAUUUUAUUGGCCUUUUUAGCCAAUAAUCAUUUAGUGACCAUGGUGUUGGUGUGUCACCGCUCUGGUUCUGCGGAUCCAGUUUCCCCUGCGUCUCAGCCCAGCUGGAACUGAUAGAAGUGGGAUUUGGUAGGCCUUUCGGCACCAUCCUCUCUCACAGAAUCUUCUUCAAGGAUCUUCUUUCGCCUCGGAUCUACUUCCUAACUGCCCUAUGGAAGCUUUUAUGCUGUAAACGAAUGAAUAUUUUUAUGAGGCACCUUGCUGCAGAGAUGGGUCAGGACCAAACAAAACAACAAAUCGAGAAGGGCCUGAGAUUGUACCAGUCCAACCAGACAGACAAAGCCUUGCAUGUUUGGACAAAAGUGCUGGAAAAGACCUCUGAUCCUGGAGGGAAGUUUCGGGUGCUGGGAUGUCUGAUCACAGCUCACUCAGAAAUGGGAAAAUACAAAGACAUGCUUAAGUAUGCUCUCGAACAGAUUGACACAGCCAGAGAAAUGGAAGAUCCAGACUACCUGACUGAAGGUUACCUGAACUUGGCACGCAGCAAUGAAAAACUGUGUGAGUUCCAGAAAACCGUCUCUUACUGCAAAACCUGCUUAAACAUGCAAGGUACCACUGUAAGCCUGCAGCUCAACGGCCAGGUAUGUCUUAGCAUGGGCAACGCCUAUCUCGGCCUCAGUGUCUUCCAGAAAGCACUGGAGAGCUAUGAGAAGGCCCUGCGCUACGCACACAACAACGAUGACAAGAUGCUGGAGUGCAGAGUCUGUUGCAGUCUGGGAAACAUCUAUGUUCAGCUGAAGGAUUAUGAAAAAGCCCUGUUCUUCCCAUGCAAAGCUGCCGAACUUGUCAAUGAUUACGGUAAAGGGUGGAGCCUCAAGUAUCGAGCUAUGAGUCAAUACCACAUGUCUGUGGCCUACCGGAAAUUGGAGCGGUUGGCGGAUGCCAUGGAGUGCUGUGAGGAAUCAAUGAAGAUCGCUCUGCAGCAUGGCGACCGUCCUCUGCAGGCUCUGUGCCUCCUGAACUUUGCAGACAUUCAUCGCUACAGGCAUGCUGUUGAUAAAGCAUUCCCUCGAUACGAUUCUGCCCUGGCGAUCAUGACAGAGAUCGGAAACCGUCUCGGACAAGCUCAUGUCUACCUGGGAGUUGCAAAGUGCUGGCUUUUGAAGAAAGAACUUGAUAAGGCUCUUGAGUCUUUACAGCGAGCGCAGGAGUUGGCAGAUGGAAUGGGAAACAAGCUGUGCACGCUGAAAGUUCACUGCCUGAGCGAAGGAAUCUACCAAAGUCGUAAGCAGCAAGAAGAAGUCAGAGAGCAGGUGGUCAAGUUCCUGCAGUGCGUUGAGGAGCUCGAACUCUAUUGCGGCAUUUGUGGAGAGUCUAUUGGGGACAGGGAUCAAAAACUGCAGGCCCUGCCCUGUUCCCACAUCUAUCACCUCAGGUGUCUGCAGACAAAUGGGACAAAGGGUUGUCCUAAGUGUUUUAAGUCCUCCAUGAAGCCUGGAUUCGUUUGACUGGAAGCUCACACUUUUGCCAUGGAUCUGCAGAUGUUGCGCAAUUCUUCACAGGCUCCUGGUUGGUUUCCCAAAAGCAGGUGGCCUCAGGGAGAGCGGAAAAUGUUGAAAGGAGCAGAAGAUAACUGCUCUGUGUGAAGGAUGCUGACCUGAACCAAGGGAGUUCCCGAGUGCAGCUCAGAGGAGUCGGAUCGAGGCAUCCAACUCAUUUGGACAUCAUUCUGAUGUUAGCAGAGGAGAUGCUGUGAAUCUGUCAACUUUCAAGAUAAACUGGAGAACCAACAUUUAAUUACAGAAAAAAAAACUUUCAAAGCAACAGAACUUUCUGUCUGUCUUAUGCAUGAUGACUAUCUUAAAAAAAUGAGCUAGAAAGUAGAAUUAAUUCCCACAGUUUUAAUCUCAAGGUUUAUUGUUAACAUAAACAUUAGAGUACUACUCUGUUUAAACAUUUCUGUUGAUAUAUUUAUACCCCAUUGCAGAGGUCAUUUUUUAAAAUGAUGCUUUUAUUUUUUUUUAUUUCUCAACAUACUAGAAAAAAACAAUUCUAAAUUCAACAUCAUAUUCUAUUGCUAAUUUCUUUUUUGAGUUGCUUAGUUUGUUUUAUAAAAUCUAAAAUCUCUUAACUAUUCAAAAACUAAUAUGUCUUUACUAACCAGGUAAUAGCAGCAGCUUUUAUUCCUUAACAUUUGAACAAGAGACUGGAUCAAAGCACGUCAUUUCGAUAGAAAUUCUUUCUGUGUGUGUCAUCUAGGAAACAAUCUAACACAAAAGGAAACCUGUUUAUUGGUUGGGUUUUUGACCAAUCAAAAAGUUACUCCGCUUUUUGGCAAAAAAAAAUUGUGCACACAGUUUAUUUUAUUGUAUCUCAUUUUUGUAUAUUCAAUGGCAUUAAGAGAGAAAGCUCUCACUGGAACAACUUUAUCAGUGAGCAUGUUCUAUUUGUGAUGCUGAUCAUCAACACAAUCCUGUAAUUGUUCAGUACAAUGUUACUAUACUUUUUUCUUAAUAGUUAUUGAGUGUUUACCAAUAAUAUUCCAUGUAAUUUAUUAAACAGCUACUGUUAUGA